Messenger RNA from Abrus precatorius (Indian licorice), 718 nucleotides. RefSeq lists its product as uncharacterized. The record is from RefSeq and is a predicted model, not a curated record. Lineage: Eukaryota; Viridiplantae; Streptophyta; Magnoliopsida; Fabales; Fabaceae. The transcript is spliced from 4 exons. Bases 34 to 537 code for a protein of 167 amino acids.
GUUGUCAUAGUCUUUCACAAAAUUCGAAACAUCAUGGGUCUCCUUAUGAGUUACAUGGGAGGAACAGGAUUUGGGUUAGCAACCCAGGCAACAAGUUUUGUAACAGGAACACUCUAUGAUCGAUUUAUUGAGAGACAAAUCAAAGAUUUUGAUGCCUUCCACGCUGCAAUUCUUGAUAUCUUCAAUGCUAUCAACAUGGCCUUGCCUGGUAAGCAUUAUGAUGCACCAGCACACAGGGAAAUUGAGAUGUUCUAUGAAGAAUGGCAUAGUGAAUCCAGGGAGGAUACAAAAAAGGAAAUUUUCAGCAAAUUCAUGUACAAUAAUGUGAAUCUCAGCAAAGCAGACGAAUCUAUGAUGAUCACUGGGUUAGUGGCUCCUCCAGCUGCCAUGGUAGCUAAGAGAGCUGGACAAUCUCUGCCUCAGCUAAGUGUUGUCAAAUCCAUCCCUGAUGUUGCCUUUGUUCCCACAGCUACUAUCUUUGCUCUAAUUGCUGUUAAGCUCUCCAAGAGAAUGGCAUUCAAGAAUCUCCCAUCAUAACUUUCCCUUUUGAUGCAUGAGAUGUAAUUGCAUGUGUAAAUCUCAAACUGCUAAUUUUAAUGUUUCAUGUCAUUCAUGUUAUUCCAAUGCAAAUAAUUGUGAACCUUUUUUUUUUCCUUAAAAGGGUAGAUAAUUGUGAAAUUGACACUAAUGAACAAUGAUGAAUUCCAUUGCCAAUAGG